Messenger RNA from Ochotona princeps (American pika), 1637 nucleotides. RefSeq names its product POU class 3 homeobox 2 (gene POU3F2). Gene Ontology annotation, biological process: brain development; regulation of transcription by RNA polymerase II. The coding region runs from base 175 to 1503 and encodes 442 amino acids. The transcript has a single exon. Gene Ontology annotation, cellular component: nucleus. The record is from RefSeq and is a predicted model, not a curated record. NCBI's taxonomy places the organism in Eukaryota, Metazoa, Chordata, Mammalia, Lagomorpha, Ochotonidae. Gene Ontology annotation, molecular function: DNA-binding transcription factor activity, RNA polymerase II-specific; RNA polymerase II cis-regulatory region sequence-specific DNA binding.
UCGGAGCUGCCCGCUGGGGGAGAGAAAAAGGGGGGAGAGAGAGGGAGAAGAGUGAGAGAGAGAGAGAAAGAGAGAGAGAAAGAGAGCGAGUGAGGAGAGGGAGCCCGAGGCGAAAAAGUAACUGUCAAAUGCGCGGCUCCUUUAACCGGAGCGCUCAGUCCGGCUCCGAGAGUCAUGGCGACCGCAGCGUCUAACCACUACAGCCUGCUCACCUCCAGCGCCUCCAUCGUGCACGCCGAGCCGCCCGGCGGCAUGCAGCAGGGCGCGGGGGGCUACCGCGAGGCGCAGAGCCUGGUGCAGGGCGACUACGGCGCGCUGCAGAGCAACGGGCAUCCGCUCAGCCACGCUCACCAGUGGAUCACCGCGCUGUCCCACGGAGGCGGCGGCGGCGCAGGCGGCGGCGGCGGGGGCGGGGGCGGCGGCGGGGGCGGUGGCGACGGCUCCCCUUGGUCCACCAGCCCCCUGGGCCAGCCGGACAUCAAGCCCUCGGUGGUGGUGCAGCAGGGCGGCCGCGGCGACGAGCUGCACGGGCCGGGCGCCCUGCAGCAGCACCCACAGCAGCAGCAGCAGCAGCAACAGCAGCAGCAGCAACAGCAGCAACAGCAGCAGCAGCAGCCACGGCCGCCGCAUCUGGUGCACCACGCCGCCAACCACCACCCGGGGCCCGGGGCAUGGCGGAGCGCAGCGGCCGCAGCUCACCUCCCGCCCUCCAUGGGCGCGUCCAACGGCGGCUUGCUCUACUCGCAGCCCAGCUUCACGGUCAACGGCAUGCUGGGCGCCGGCGGGCAGCCGGCCGGGCUGCACCACCACGGCCUGCGGGACGCGCACGACGAGCCGCACCACGCCGACCACCACCCUCACCCGCACUCUCACCCGCACCAGCAGCCGCCGCCGCCACCGCCCCCGCAGGGCCCGCCGGGCCACCCGGGUGCGCACCACGACCCGCACUCAGACGAGGACACGCCGACCUCGGACGACCUGGAGCAGUUCGCCAAGCAAUUCAAGCAGCGGCGGAUCAAACUAGGAUUUACCCAAGCGGACGUGGGGCUGGCGCUGGGCACCCUGUACGGCAACGUGUUCUCGCAGACCACCAUCUGCAGGUUUGAGGCCCUGCAGCUGAGCUUCAAGAACAUGUGCAAGCUGAAGCCUUUGUUGAACAAGUGGUUGGAGGAGGCAGACUCAUCCUCGGGCAGUCCCACGAGCAUAGACAAGAUCGCAGCGCAGGGGCGCAAGCGGAAAAAGCGGACCUCCAUCGAGGUGAGCGUCAAGGGGGCUCUGGAGAGCCAUUUCCUCAAAUGCCCCAAGCCCUCGGCCCAGGAGAUCACCUCCCUCGCGGACAGCUUACAGCUGGAGAAGGAGGUGGUGAGAGUUUGGUUUUGUAACAGGAGACAGAAAGAGAAAAGGAUGACCCCUCCCGGAGGGACUCUGCCGGGCGCCGAGGAUGUGUUCGGGGGGAGUAGGGACACGCCACCACACCACGGGGUGCAGACGCCCGUCCAGUGAACUCGAGCUGGGGGAGGGGCAGAGCGCGGGGCUCCCCCCUCCCCUUUGGCCUGUGGCUCUAGCCCGGCCUCCCUUGUUCACCCUCUCUUAACUUCUGAUUGUUCUUUUAUUUUUAAUUAUUAUUCCCCCCCCUU